ACCAUGACAAAAUGUUUAAGAUGAGUGAAAAGAUCUUACUCCUGUGUGUUGGGGAGGCUGGAGACACUGUACAGUUUGCAGAAUACAUCCAGAAAAAUGUCCAGCUCUACAAAAUGAGAAAUGGUUAUGAAUUGUCUCCUACGGCAGCUGCAAACUUUACGCGACGAAACCUGGCUGACUAUCUGCGGAGUCGAACCCCUUACCACGUCAACCUUCUCCUGGCUGGCUAUGACGACCACGAAGGUCCUGCCCUCUAUUACAUGGAUUACCUAGCAGCUCUGGCGAAGGCUCCCUUUGCAGCACAUGGCUAUGGUGCAUUCCUUACCCUCAGCAUCCUGGACCGCUAUUACAAGCCAGGCAUCACACGUGAGGAAGCUGUGGAGCUCCUAAAAAAAUGUCUAGAGGAGCUUCAGAAACGCUUCAUCCUGAAUCUGACUUCUUUCAAUGCCCGGUUCAUUGACAAAGAUGGCAUCCAUGAAGUGGACAAUAUACCUCUUGCAAAAGCGAUGUCCUAACCCUCGAGAUCUUUCUUCAUCAGUCCUCUUUUUUGUUCGCUUUUGGUUUUUUCUAUUCGUUUGAAGCCCACAAGUCAUGUACUGCACUGGGAGAUCAAAUAAAGAUUGACAUUUAUAUAGCCAGUU
This is a messenger RNA of Leptosomus discolor (cuckoo roller), 641 nucleotides long. NCBI's taxonomy places the organism in Eukaryota, Metazoa, Chordata, Aves, Leptosomiformes, Leptosomidae. The record is from RefSeq and is a predicted model, not a curated record.